UUGUGAGGCUCCCUGCAACACGCCAGUAGUUUCAUUUCACACAGAAACCGUCGCGGAGUCGACCGCAUAUAGCUGGAGACUCCGAUAGUCUUCUGAGAAAAGGAGACGGAAAACAAGCUGUAGUCAGUUAUAUGUCGUUUCCUGUGGACGAUAAUAACACAUGGCUCGUCGGUGAUGUACUUUCAAUAUCUACAAGACCUGUGGGGUUAAUAUCUCUUUUGGACAUUAUCCCGGUAUCGUCUUUUUUGACCGGAAGCAUUUCAUGAUGGAUUGGAACCGUCCCACACUUUGAAAUCAGUCCUGCCCGGUUCGAAUUACCGGUCGUGUUACGUUUCUUACCUUAAAACACCCGACCUCACCACCUCCGCGCCUGGAACAGGUGGAAACGAAUCAUUUUUUAAUUUUGUUGUUGUCACCACCCACCUGGAAGUAGCAUGGGUAACCAGGUUGAGAAACUGACACAUCUGAAUUAUGACAAUGUUCCGACCGCAGAUCCGAACGGGUUUGACACCGAGGAUGAGCUAGGGCCCCGGAUCGGAGUGUCCUAUAUCUUCUCAGCAGACGACGACGAACAAGAGGAACGUAUUGACGGACCGGACCGGAACCAGAACGAGGAAGAGAAACAAUACGAUAACUGCAACGAGUUGGAGUGUGUUGUGUACUACCGUGACGAAUCUGUGUACGAGAAAAAUCUCAAACUAUCUGAUAUGUGCACGUAUUCGACAGAGAAUCUUUUGAACAAGUGUAUACCGGGGGAUUUGGUGGAGUUCGUGGCUACGGGCCAGUACCCUCACUGGGUUGUGUACGUGGGCGACUUUCAGGUCGUUCACCUGCACCGGGCUGAAAUUAAGAAUAAUUUCCUGACAGAUGCCAGUCAGGGAAAGAGAGGCAGGAUAGUAAACGAGCUGUAUAAAUUCCGCGCUCUGCCUCCCGAGGUGGUGGUGCAGAACGCGAUGCAGCAAGUAGGAACGCGAGACAGAGAGCUGUACUGGAGAAACUCUGAGUGUUUUGCUGCGUGGUGCAGGUUCGGGAAGAGGGAAUUCAAGAUAGGAGGAGAGCUCCGUAUCGGAAAGCAGCCCUACAGGUUGAAAAUGCUUUUUUCUGAAAAGAAAAGUCACGUCCUUGAAUUUCAGAGUUUUGACGACUUGAUCAUGGAGAAGAGGAGAAACGAUCAGAUAGGCAGAGAUGCGGUGACGCAAGAGUUAGCGAACCAUCUCAACUCAACUGAUGCUGAAAUGAAGGACGGCUUUCAUCAGAGUGUAAACUGAAAGACCACAAGAGAAACGGACGGUACUGUCCAGUGGAGGACUUGGACAGCGUUCAGCUUUUGGAUACAGGAGCCUACGUGACUAGAACACUGUUGGAAAUCCUAUUUUGUUUUUUGGCGCAAUGCCGUGCGCCUUUUUACGCAUACCAAAGCAUUUCUAUUGGUUUGAGAUGAAGUAACAACUGAACCAAUAAAGUGCAUUAAUUGACCAACAGUUUAUACCUUGAGAUAAGACGGGACACCUUGAAACCCACAAACAUUCCCAUCUACACUGAACAAAAAUAUAAACACAACAUGCAACAAUUUCUAAGAUUUUACUGAGUUACGGUUCAUAUAAGGAAAACAGUCAAUUUAAAUACAUUGAUUAGGCUCUAGUAUAUGGAUUUAGGAAAUCCAAAUUAAAUUCUCUGACAACAGCUCUGGUGGACAUUCCUGCAGUCAGCAUGCCAAGUGCGUGCUCCCUCAACUUGAGACAUGUGAACAUUGUGUUGUGUGACACAACUGCACUUUUUUUUUAGUGGCCUUUUAUUGUCCCCAGCACAAGGUGCACCUGUGUAAUUAUGCUGUUUAAUCAGCUUCUUGAUAUGCCACACCUGAGAGGUGAAUGGAUUAUCUUGGCGAAGGAGAAAUGUUCACUAACAGGGAUGUAAACAGAUUUGUGCCAAAAAUGUUUGUAUGAAACAUUUCUUGUCUCUUUUAUUUCAGCUCAUGAAACAUGGGAACAACACUUUUUACAUGUUGCGGUUUUUAUAUUUUUGUUCAGUGUAGCUUAAUGUCGUCCCAUGGACUGGUCACUGUUGUUUUCUACCAAUCUGAAGAGGAGCAAAGGCUUUCCUAUAGCCUAUCAUAUCUGGCUGUUGCACAACAUGCUCCUGUACAACCCCUGGUGUUUUAGACCAAUGGAGAGGGAGCAGAACAUGCUCCUGUACAACCCCUGGUGUUUUAGACCAAUGGAGAGGGAGCAGAACAUGCUCCUGUACAACCCCUGGUGUUUUAGACCAAUGGAGAGGGAGCAGAACAUGCUCCUGUACAACCCCUGGUGUUUUAGACCAAUGGAGAGGGAGCAUGCGAUCCAUGUGACAUUUCACUUUCCAGAUUCUCUACUGUGGCUUUAUGUUUCCCUUUCUGACCUGUCUGACUGGUUAUUGUAUUCACAACCACAACUCUGUGUGUUCCAAAUGGCUCCCUAUAUAGUGCACUACUAAUGGCCAGAGCCCUAUGGUCCCUUGUCAAAUGUAGUGCACUAGUAUAUAGGGUGUCAUUUGGGACGUCUACUGGCUGCACUUUAAUUGAGUCAAUGAUUGAUUUCAUGGGUUUUUUAACCAUUUUAUUAUUUUUUUAGUUUUGGAAGUGAAUGUUUGUAAUGAGGAAAUAUAUGGAAAUAAAUAUCUAUUUAACCUAAA
Molecule: messenger RNA, 2670 nt
Organism: Salvelinus fontinalis (brook trout)
Lineage: Eukaryota; Metazoa; Chordata; Actinopteri; Salmoniformes; Salmonidae
Product: protein LRATD2-like
Exons: 2
Coding region: 435-1268 (277 amino acids)
Source: RefSeq, a predicted model, not a curated record